Papaver somniferum (opium poppy) is the source of this 756-nucleotide messenger RNA. RefSeq lists its product as uncharacterized. The coding region runs from base 1 to 756 and encodes 251 amino acids. NCBI's taxonomy places the organism in Eukaryota, Viridiplantae, Streptophyta, Magnoliopsida, Ranunculales, Papaveraceae. The transcript has 3 exons. The record is from RefSeq and is a predicted model, not a curated record.
AUGAUUGGUAGAAUGGUGUCAGAACAACAAGGUGUUUUCAUCAAAGGAAGAAAUAUACAUGAAAAAAUUUUCUUAGCAUCUGAGCUUGUGAAUGAGAUGAAUAUUAAGAGAAGGGGUGGCAAUGUAGAAUGUGAUAUACAAUGGCUUCAGAAGAUUUUUGAGUCAGCAAGAAUUUUUGUACUUGUAAAUGGGGGACCAUGUGGAUUCUUUGGAGUAGGGAGAGGGCUCAGGAAAGGUGAUCAUUUAUCACCAAUCUUAUUUGUCCUAGUUGAGGAAGUUUUGAGCAGAAACAUUACAAAGUUGGUCCAAAUGGGCCAAGAAGUGAAUAAAGUAAAAAGCAAAUGUUUUGUAGGAGGGGUAUCUGCCUCAAGACAAAACAGUAUUGCAGAACAAAUGCAGAUGAAAUUAUCUUUUUUCCCUGAUAAGUAUUUAGGAGAGAUUCUAAAUCAAGGAAGAGUCAAGUCUCAUCAAGUAUGGGGGAUAGUAGAAAUGAUGCAGAAAAUGCUAGCUGGUUGGAUGGGAAAGCUAUUAGCUUUUUCUCCAAGACUGACUUUGGUUAAAUUUGUAUUAUUCAGUAUGCCCAUAUACAAUAUGUCAGUGUAUAAGUGGCCCAAGAAUGUAAUUCAAGCCUGUGAAAGAAUCAUCAGAAACUUCUUAUGGUCAGGGGAUCCUUCUGUCAAAAAGUUAGUGACUGUAAAGUGGGAUGAAGUGAAUUCUCCAAUAGCAGAGGGGGGGUUUAGGUUUGAGGAGACUUGA